AUGGCUACUACUUCCGAUAGCAGGCCGACAUCCUCGCCUGACUCUGCCCGUGACCCAGAGAAGGCGGAUGAUGUUACUCACAACGAGGCAGCCUCUGCUGUCGGCAGUCCUGUUGUCAAAGGCCUGGAUGAGGAUGAAGAGUUCACCCCAGCAGAACAGCGCAAGAUUAUUCAUCGGAUUGACCGCCGACUCAUUUCUACCACCGGCAUCAUGUACUGCAUCUCGCUCAUGGAUCGAACCAAUUUGUCUGCUGCAGCCAUUGCCGGAAUGCUGGUAGACCUUGAGCUCGUUCAGACCCGCUAUAACAUCAUCACGCUCGUAUUCUUCAUAACCUAUGUCAUCUUCCAGCCACCAGCGACUGUGCUCUGCCGCAAGAUCGGCCCUCGUCCAUUCCUUGCGUCCAUUACCUUCGCGUGGGGUGCUGUGAUGAUCGGCUUUGGAUUCCCGCAGCAAUGGACAGCUAUGAUCGGGCUUCGUAUGCUUCUUGGUAUCUUUGAGGCAGGCUUUUUUCCUGGUUGCGUGUAUCUCAUUUCGACGUGGUAUGUUCGCUAUGACCUGCAGAAGCGGUAUUCCGUCUUCUACUUGAUUGGAUGCGUGGCUUCAGCUUGCAGCGGCAUUCUUGCGUAUGGUCUGAUGCAGAUGCAAGGUGUCGCGGGAUAUAACGGCUGGCGCUGGAUCUUCAUCAUGGAGGGUAUCUUGACGUGCCUUGUUGGCGUCGGCGGAUACUUCGCGUUGGUGGACUUCCCAGACCGAGCUGCGAAGACGGCUUGGAGGUUUCUCGACGAAAGAGAAUGCAACUUUAUCAUCCGUCGCGUGGGCAGAGAUCGAAGCGAUGCUGAGGUCGAGCCUUUUAGCCUCAAGAAGUGGGCGGCCGCUGGUUUGGAUCCGGUCAUUUGGGGGUUUGCCUUGAUAUUCUUCUCGAUCACGACCGUCACAUACGCCAUUGCGUACUUCCUGCCCAUCAUUCUGCGCGAGGGCAUGGGCUUCUCAAUCGCCGCGUCGCAAUGUCUGGUUGCGCCACCCUACAUCUUCGCAGGUAUCAUCAUGUUUGCCACUGCAUGGGUUGGGGACAAAUACCAUAUUCGAGGGCCGAUUCUGUGCUUCAACGCGACGCUCGCACUGAUCGGGCUUCCUAUCAUGGGCUGGCAUUCGAACAACAACGUGCGCUACUUUGGCGUAUUUCUGGUCACAGCUGGGGCCAAUGCAAAUAUUCCCACCGCCAUGGCCUACCAAGCAAAUAACAUCCGCGGGCAAUGGAAGCGGGCGUUUUGCAGUGCCACGCUGGUAGGCUUCGGCGGCAUUGGUGGCAUUGCCGGCUCUUUGGUGUUUCGCAGCCAGGAUUCACCUCUUUACCGGCCCGGUUGUUACGCUGCGAUCGCGUGCAACCUGCUCAUCAUCACCGUUGUCUGUGUGAACACGGUCUACUUUCGGAUCUGCAACAGAAAGGCAGAGAAUGGGGAGAUGUUAAUUGAAGGGCUGCUGAAUUUCAGGUAUACUUACUGA
Cyphellophora europaea CBS 101466 is the source of this 1503-nucleotide messenger RNA. RefSeq lists its product as uncharacterized. The coding region runs from base 1 to 1503 and encodes 500 amino acids. The record is from RefSeq and is a predicted model, not a curated record. Gene Ontology annotation, biological process: transmembrane transport. Gene Ontology annotation, molecular function: transmembrane transporter activity. Gene Ontology annotation, cellular component: membrane. The transcript is spliced from 7 exons. NCBI's taxonomy places the organism in Eukaryota, Fungi, Ascomycota, Eurotiomycetes, Chaetothyriales, Cyphellophoraceae.